Scheffersomyces stipitis CBS 6054 is the source of this 771-nucleotide messenger RNA. RefSeq lists its product as uncharacterized. NCBI's taxonomy places the organism in Eukaryota, Fungi, Ascomycota, Pichiomycetes, Serinales, Debaryomycetaceae. Gene Ontology annotation, molecular function: protein-lysine N-methyltransferase activity. Gene Ontology annotation, biological process: peptidyl-lysine monomethylation; peptidyl-lysine dimethylation. Gene Ontology annotation, cellular component: cytoplasm. The transcript is spliced from 2 exons. The record is from RefSeq and is a predicted model, not a curated record. The coding region runs from base 1 to 771 and encodes 256 amino acids.
AUGUCAGCUGCUGAUGACAUUCAACUCAACGACUCAGAGUUAUCGAGUCUCGCGUAUUGGGACAACUUCUAUGCCCGAGAAAAAAAGGAGAUGAUGGACAACGACGAUUUUGUGGGAGAAAUAUGGUUUGAUGAAAAUGGAGCUGAAGAAAAGAUGGUAGACUUUUUGGUUGAAGAGCUCAAUGAAGAGCAAUUAUUCAACGAGAAAGAGCAAAUAAAGGUGCUUGAUAUCGGAACCGGGAACUGUCAUUUGCUAGUAAGCUUGGCAGACGCUCUCCACGAAGAAUAUGAAGGUACGGCCAAAUUUCUCCACACAGGUAUUGAUUACUCUCCAAACUCCAUUGAGUUCGCUCAGGCAAUAGUUGAUAGACAGUUUGAUCCUUCCAGUCCACUCAGAGAGAACCAUCAGUUUGAGUUUGAAAGAGUGGACUUAUUGCAGAAGCAAAGUGCUUAUUUGACCAAGAAUGCAAGUAGAUUCGACGUACUUCUUGACAAGGGUACUCUUGAUGCCAUAGCGUUGAGCCAACAACCCUUGGAAGACUUCGAUGGAAAGAAACCUAUGAACGUCUAUGCUGGCCAGGUGGUUCAGCUCAUGCACAAGGAUUCACUUUUGGUGAUCACCUCUUGCAACUUUACAGAAGCCGAGCUAAUUACGCUUAUCACCUCCGAGAAGUCGUUGUCAGUACACAAAAUCUUGAAGUAUCCCAAGUUUCAAUUCGGGGGUACUGAGGGUACAACCAUCACUACGGUGGCUUUCAAGAAAACCAAGUAG